Molecule: messenger RNA, 1304 nt
Organism: Anopheles darlingi
Lineage: Eukaryota; Metazoa; Arthropoda; Insecta; Diptera; Culicidae
Product: cystinosin homolog
Exons: 5
Coding region: 61-1209 (382 amino acids)
Biological process (GO): L-cystine transport
Cellular component (GO): lysosomal membrane
Molecular function (GO): L-cystine transmembrane transporter activity
Source: RefSeq, a predicted model, not a curated record
UAGCCCGAUCGCUUAGUGCUAUCUUAUACCGCAAACGAUCAGGUUCGUGCUGCCUCAGCCAUGUCCAUCCUGUGGCUGCUUUUGUUGGCACUCUUUGCAGUCGGCGCGAAAGGGAGUGAUUUUUCGCUCGCGAUCAUCCCUAAAUCGAUCGUAGUUACUUUCGGUGAAACACCAAGCAUCCGUGUCGAAGCAAAUGGAUACCUACCGGUACCGAUCAGGGUGCAUUUGGCACAACAGAAAGAAGUGCAAGUGUUGCCCAAUGAGACGCUCACGUUUAGCGAAGGGAUGCACAAUGAUAGUGUCGAGGUGCUGUUACAUCCCAUAAGACAAGGAAGAUUCAUCAUUCAGCCCGUCAUCGAACCACCGAGAGUGGUGGAUGGAAGCCGGUUCUUUCUGUUGAUGAAAGUGGCCAUGUACGAACCGCUGAUCAUCGUUUCACUUCUGAUCGGCUGGACGUAUACAGCGUGCUGGUCAGCCGGAUACUAUCCUCAGAUCUGGUACAAUUACCGUCAGAAGAGUGUAGUUGGCCUAAGCUUUGACUAUUUGUACAUUAACAUCGUUGGUCACAUUUCCUACGUGAUAUUCAACGCGUUCCUCUACUGGAACAGCUAUAUCGAGGAAGAGUAUUACAGACGGCAUCCCCUGGGGUUGAAUCCUGUGAUCUUGAAUGAUAUUGGCUUUGCUGCUCAUGCCGUGUUUGGUACCGGGUUUACUAUCCUACAGUGCCGCUGGUACUACACCGGAGGCAAUACUGUGUCCAAACCGGCGAAAGUGAUCAUCGGGCUGUUCCUUGUUCUGAUCGUAGUUAGCAUGAGCAUGGCUUGGCUACGAUACAUACAUUGGUUGGACUUUUUGUACGUUUUGAGCUACAUUAAACUGCUCACAACGAUGGUCAAAUAUUUCCCACAAGCCUACAUGAACUACUGCCGAAAGAGCACAACUGGAUUUCCCAUUUUGAACCGUUUGAUGGACCUCGCCGGUGGACUGUUCGGCAUACUGCAGAUGAUCAUCAAUGCUUGGAAUUUUGAUGACUGGACUUCGAUCGGUGGCGAUCCGGUCAAGUUUGGACUUGGCAUCUUCUCCAUAGUGUUCGACUUUGUGUUCAUGUUUCAGCACUACGUUCUGUACAGAAAGUCUAAACCGAAACCAGAACAAGUAAAUCUUCCGAUACUCCAGAGCCACGUGAAAACGGUAACUGCCGAAGAGUGAAGAUAAAACAAAUGAAAUAAAAAUGCACCGUAGUCAUUUUUCAUAGGCGGUGUAUUCGACAAUACUUUACAAUACAUUUAUAGUUUACUUGUUGG